CGGAUGGAACCAGAACUGGAGCCGUGGAUCCUUCAAGGUUUCCUUUUCCUUGGCUGGCCAUCUAAAUCGAGAAGAUCAACACGAGAUGCGAUCGACCCCCAGCUUGAUUAGACUACUCGUACUUGGUCUUAGUCUUGACUGACAUAUUGAUGACGAUGGGUUUACUUGGUUUGUUGCCAGGAUAUUCCCUAACCUGAAUGUACGAUCAACUGGGAUGGACCCAGUGGGAAUGAAUCCGCCUUUGUGCAGCAUUGAUUCUGGGGAAAGGAGCAAUGAGAGGGGCAAAAGAAUCCACUGCAUUGCAUCAUCCAGACCCAGUGGAUCCAGAAACGAGGUUAUUGGGCAGUGAAGCCUGCAGAAGUGUGUUAUUUUUACCACCGGUCAGUCUGACAGGACUUCACCACGUCUCUGAGGAGGGAGUGGAUGAGGACGGGGAGGGAGUGAAUAACUGGGGGAAAUCAAGUCAAAGUCAAAGUCAACAACAACAACAACAACAACAACAACAACAACAACAUAACCCAGGAAACAGAACAACAGGGAGCAUGA
This is a messenger RNA of Aspergillus homomorphus CBS 101889, 546 nucleotides long. RefSeq lists its product as uncharacterized. The record is from RefSeq and is a predicted model, not a curated record. The transcript has a single exon. NCBI's taxonomy places the organism in Eukaryota, Fungi, Ascomycota, Eurotiomycetes, Eurotiales, Aspergillaceae. The annotation marks the transcript as partial.